AGAAGGACACUGAUUCUGUAGCCAGUGUCUUGCUACUAGCUAAUAAGUUCCAUAGAGCUAUCUCACAGCAGGGUACAACACUUCUCACCCAGGCUAUUCAGGAAGAAAACACUAUCCAAAGCCUGUGCAUUGACAUCCUGCAAUGUCUGGACACCUCAGUCAGUGGAAUGACCCAAGUGCUAUGGCCAAGGCUUCUAGAAUAUGUGGUGCCAGCUGAGUACACUGGCACUUUGAAGCCUCUCUGCAGAUGCCUUAGGGAAGUGGUUGAGAAAAAGCAGCAGGAAGGAGAAGAAGCUGCUUGCCUGGACUACGGUGGACCAGUGAAACUCCCUACACCCCAGGGGCUGCUGGCACGACUCCUGGUAGUAGCCUCAUCCCCUUAUUCAGGAGAAGGACACGGAUGUGCUGCCUUGCAGUUACUACAGGCCCUGCACCAAAAUAUCCAUGCAGCAGUGGGUGAGAUGUGGGUAGUAAAGAUCCCAUCUCUGGUGCAGUACAUUGAAGGAAACACAGAGAAUUCCCUGGACUGUGCGCGGUGGGAGCACAUGCUGCUUCAGUUCCUAAGAACAUCUCUGGAGAUGAUAGACGACAGUGCCUGGAGCAGGCAGAUAAGCCUUGAGUUGAGCCAGCAGAUGGCCGGCUACGCCAGCCCCUCCAAUGAGAAGAGUUUCCUGUAUAAGGCGCUAGGAACAUCCUUGGCAGUUUGUCAGGACCUGGUCCAUGUUAAAUCACAGCUUCAGCAAUUUCUGACAACAACAGAUUAUAUGGAAGUCCCUGAGAGACAGGGAGUCAUUUCCAUCCUCGCAUUCUCUGCUGAGAGCCAUCUGGACCUCACCUUGAACGCACUUCAGGAGUUUGGGGCUGCAAUGAGCAAGGUUAAGGUUUCUGGGUUCAUCAGCCGCCUGAAGGGCUACCACCGGGGGAAAAGAGGCAAGACUCUCAGCACCUUGAUGCUGACCUACAGCAGCGUGGCUGUCCAUGCUCCAAAAGACCAGCUUCUCUCCCGAGUAGAGGCAGACAUCACAGGGAACAUCCUUCUCCAUUACAGAACCAGUUGUCAGGACAUGUACCUAAAAUUAACCUUCAUCCACAAUGUCAUGGAGAUUAGCUGUGCCAUCUUGGAGACCAGAGACUCCCAGGAGUUUGAAUUCUCUUACAAACUGGAGCUCCUUGGCUACAUGCUGGACUUCAUUAAAAAAGAACCACUGGAUUCCCUGGCAUCUCCAGUUCGCUACAAGGCAAUUCUUGCCAUUGGACAUCUGAGCAAACUCAAACCAUCUCUGACCUUGGAGGGAAACCGUGAGCUCCUUGAUCAGUGCUUCAAAAGUUUAUUUCCCCUUCCUCCUUUAGAGAUGAUGAAAAAGGAAAGCGAGACAGCAAAGGAUGCUCUGCUUAUAGAAUCACUCUACGUGAGGUCCUUGGAAGCCCUUGACAAGCUAAUGGAGACUUUGCUGGAGGAAGAACCAACCACCAACUGGUUCCAGGAAAUGUUUGAACUCCUAGCGACAUGGUUCAGUUCAGGGAAGGAGUGGGAGAGAGAAAGGGCCUUUCAGGCCAGCACCCGGCUGCUGACUGCCUAUCAAGAGACAGUUCAUAGCACAACUCAGGAAACUUUUAAUCGGUUUGGAUCUCUGAUUGGACGAAUAGCACCAUACAGCUGUGAUUCACUGGCCACGUCCCGUCAGUGGGUGGUUGACUGUAUCAGCUGCCUUCUCAGUAUGCAAGGCCAGCCCAUGAACCUGGGGUCAGCGGAGGAGGAGCUGAGCUGUCUCUGUGAAGAACUAACAACAGCUCCAGACCCUGAGGCUCUGUUUCAGGCAUCUUCCAAAAUGGCCAGGGUUGUUAGUGAGUACUUCCCUUCCGAACAGGCUACAGACUUUAUUGAGACCACAAUGGAUAGUAUGCUGUCUGCUAACCCCACCUGUGCCACGGCAGCUGGGCUAUGGAUGAAGAUCAUCCUAAAGGAGUGUGGAGAUGCCAUGCUGGACCAGGUGCCAGCUAUCCUGGAUAUAAUAUAUAGCCACAUGUCUAAUAUCCAGGAGGGCAGCUUGAGGCAGUUCCUGCUGGAGGCAGUGCCCAUUCUAGCUCACCAGCACCUAGAGGCAGUGAUCUCCAGCCUCCUCAGCAAACGUCUGCCGAUGGACAGUGACACCACUGAGCUGUGGAGAUCUCUGGGGGGAGACCCCUUGCUUGCCACUCAAGUCCUACAGGUCCUAAUAGAAAAAAUAAAGACGUCAACAAGCCAAGAAGGAAGCGUCACCUCAGAGACUGAAACUGACAGGCAUUUGGCAGUUGCUGAACCUCUCUCAGCAACAUGUGCCAUCUUUGAGGUGGUAUCAGCACUGCAGUCGAGCAAAGCUGUGCAGGAGCUGCUCCCAGAGUUGUUUCCUGUUCUCCUGCAGCAGGUCAGCCGAACUUUAGGCCAAAAGAUGCCUUUGCCAGUGAUCAGCAGUCAGGAGUCAUUCCAAAAAGACCGACAACAUACUGAAGGCAACCCUUGCCGGUUUUCUGUCCAAGCAUUUGAAUCCAUGCUUUCCAAAGUUGGGAAUGUGAGACUGAUGAGAGAACUCAGGGAGCAGGGAACGUGGAUUCUACUUGAAAACCCCCAGACUCACCAUGAGGGAGUGUGUCUGCUGGUGAGAGUUCUGCUAAGAUCUGAACUAGUAACACCUGAGAUCAUCCAGAGCCUCCUCGCCUGGGUGAAUUCCCCGACAGAAAACUACCGAGUCACCAGCACAGCUUUCCUUGCCCAGCUAAUGAGUGAUCCCAUGCUCAGGGAGAAAAAGUUCCUUAAGAGUGUCUUACGCGUCUUGGAAGAAAGGUCACAGGAUAGGAACAGCAUUGUCCGUCAGAUGGCUGUAAGAGGCCUGGGAAAUAUAGUCGAUGGGGCGCCUCAGAAGGUGAAAAAGCACAAGAAGUUUCUUCUGGACAUACUGAUCGGGGCCUUACAUGACAUUUUCAGUUCUGAAGUCAUUGGCGAGAGCAUGAAUGCACUGGCCAAAGUCCUGAAGCAACUGAAAGAGAAGGACAUCGGUUCUUCCUUCAGAGACCUCACCCAACAGAUCCGGACCUACUUUGACGAUGAGGAUGAUGCUCUUCGCUCAGUGGCCUUUGUCUUAUUUGGCAUCCUGGCUCAGUUGACAAAGAAAAAAUGGAAGGCCUAUUUCACCGAGCAGGUUCAAAAGAGCUGGGUCACGCUUCUGCUGCACCUGCAAGACCCAAACCCCCAGGUUUCAAUGAAAUGCAGAGCUACAUUUCACCUCUGUUUCCCGUUUUUGGGACUGAAGAGACUCCAACAUGUGAUUAAUAAGCACCUUGAUGACACAGCCAAGCUGAAUCCUACAGAACUCCAGGAGGACAUUUGCAGACACCUUGCAUCAUCCUGGAACACAUAGACAUGCACCUUAUGAAAUGGCUGUACCGGGGAUAUCUGCUGAUGUAUCUCCAGGUCCUAGAGAAAGAUCCAAGUCCCACUGUCCAGCUGGUGGCAACUGAGAUCAUAAGUGACAUCCGUUCUGGUGGAGUCCUUGAGAAAUGAAGCGGAACGGAGACAAACAGAACAAGGCGCUCCAGUAGUAUAAGGGCCCUACCAUUAAUCAAAUGUUAAUCCCACCCCUUGACCCAAUAAGCCCUGCCCACUGGUCAGCAGAAGACCCACCCCAUGGGGUAUUACUUCUGGGGCCAAGGCGGACACAUGACCAGAAGCAAUAUGUGUCAUGUGACCCCUCUAAGAAUUCCUCUCACUGUCCUCUACCAAUCAGGAUGGGUUUCGCCCCAAUAGGAAUGUCCCGAGAGAAGGUUUGACCAAUCAGGGGGAGCUCCGGGGCGGGUGACCUGUCCGGAAGUGAUUUGUGUGACCCCUCUAAGAACUCCUCCCACCACCGUCUACUGAUCAGGAGGGGUUUCAGCCACUGGGGAUCACCCCAAGAGGAGAUUUGACCAACGGGGGGGAAUUCUGGGGUGGGGUGACCCAUCCGGAAGUGCUUCAUGUGACCCCUCUAAGAACUCCUCCCACCACCCUUUACCAGUUGUGAUGGGUUUCAGCUGCAGAGGACUGCCCCAAGAGGAGAGUUGACCAAAAUAGGGUAGGUUCUCGGAAGGAGUGAACCGCCCAGAAGAGGGUCAUGUGACCCCUCUAAGAACUCUUUCCAAUGUCCUCUGCCAGUCAGAGUGCAGCACAAUCACCCCAUAAAUCCCAGCGCUGGGCAGAGGAGGCCAUCUCUUACCAAGGAGACAUGUUUUAUGAAUUAUGGAAAGGCUGAGAGGAGACAUGGACUCCUUUACCACCCCCCUGAGAACUUCGGACUUUGUUUAGCCCUGAGGAC
Molecule: messenger RNA, 4325 nt
Organism: Gopherus flavomarginatus (Mexican gopher tortoise)
Lineage: Eukaryota; Metazoa; Chordata; Testudines; Testudinidae
Product: maestro heat-like repeat-containing protein family member 2B
Exons: 28
Coding region: 168-3395 (1075 amino acids)
Cellular component (GO): cytoplasm
Source: RefSeq, a predicted model, not a curated record